Messenger RNA from Engraulis encrasicolus (European anchovy), 2536 nucleotides. RefSeq names its product interleukin 17 receptor C (gene il17rc). The transcript has 16 exons. Gene Ontology annotation, molecular function: interleukin-17 receptor activity. The record is from RefSeq and is a predicted model, not a curated record. NCBI's taxonomy places the organism in Eukaryota, Metazoa, Chordata, Actinopteri, Clupeiformes, Engraulidae. Bases 347 to 2536 code for a protein of 729 amino acids.
UCCACAUUUUCACAUACUGACUCACCUGUUCGUGUUCGCCUGUUGCCAGUGUUACUAUCGGAGUUACCUGGAACCCAGAGUUGCUUCAUGCCUGACACCUGGGGUCCAACAUCAGUCGAAUAUGGAUAGGCCUACACCACGGGCUCGUGAUACAUUUGCUGUGAUAAGGAGUUUCUUUAGGCCUAUAUGUGAACAUGUCAACGUCCAUUGAUGGGUGGGAUUUGGAAGUGGACACCGACGCGUAGGCCUAAACCAAAGGACUUCGAUGAAGCGACAUCACGAAAUGGAAAUGGCAUAGGCUACCUUUUUGAAUUUCCGAUUGGAGGAAAUCACUUUCGACGUUUAGAUGGCUUUGUGGCAACUGUUAUUUUGUAGUUGCCUGCUCGUCCUUCUGUCCAAUACAAGCUCGCUCACCAUCUCCAACACAUCCAAGGGUCUAUAUAAUUGUGUGGCGGAAAAUGCACACAUCGUGGACUGUGGCGAGUCUGCUGUGGAGGUGCUGAACAUCUCGGCGGUAGGGUACCCCUGCUGCCGGCGGCGAGACCGGGGCUGUGCGGCCUGUCUCCAGGUGCGCAUCUGGCUCAAAGUCGCCACCACAGACGAUGAAGGAGGAGAUGAUGAUGACAACGAUGAUGAUGGCAGGAAUGGUGAGGAGGGAAGCUCAACGGAGGAUCAGCAUGUAACUACGCAUAUGUCAAGAGGUCAGAAAUCUGCCUCCUUGAAAGUGUGCUCCACCGUGCCUCUGCAACUCACUCACUGUCAGUGCGUGGAGUGUGGAGUCCAGCUUAAACAUGGGAAUGGGAUAGAGUCUGUGGUGUUGGAAAGAGAUGUACCUUUUGAUGGCAUGCUACACGUGACUGCCAAGGCCAACCGUGGGAUAAAAAAUGUAACCAAAAACAUAACGGCAAGAGGAUCCACAGACUGCAAAAAACUGGGCUGCAGGGAUGCUAGUUCUGAUCCCCCAAAACUAGUACCAAAGGUGGACCUGAAGAAUGGGGAAGUCAAAAUGAAGGUGGAAAAAGCGAAAUCGCGUCCAGUACACAUGUGUUCUAAGCCCAAAGGGGCACAACUUUGUAAGGCUUUCAACGGCACCCUUCCACUGCACUCCAUCACCCCCUGCCUCUGCAUCCAGGCAUGGUGGAAAGACAAAGAUGACCGUUCUGAGAACUGCCCCUUCAGCGGACAGAAUCGGAACAUCAAUUUCCUGAAAGGGCUACCUGAAGAGAAUGCUCUGGCCAAUGUCUCCUCGUCGUUGGAGCUGGGGCGUACCCACAGUGGCGUUGCGGCGCUGUGGUAUAACGUGAGCGUGCCGUGCCAGGGGACAGUGGAGGUGUUGCCGUGCCACAUGGUGGCAGCUGGGCUCUGUCAGGAUGCGUUGGGCGGCAGGCACCUCUACCAGGAGGGGGACCGCGCCUGGUGCAUGGCCACCAAUGGACUGUGGGUGUUAUCAGGGGCAUUCGAGAACAUCCACUCAAACCUGCCUCCUUGCAUAAAGGUGAAGGUCAUGGACAAAGAGCUUGGACCAUGGUGUGUAGAAUACACCAGAAGAUGGCACUGGAGUAUACCCAUCUUUGCAUUGAUGAUGGUUCUUGGCCUUUUCCUCCUUGGGCUGUAUGUGAAAAGGACUACUCUUGAGAAGUACUUUCAGAAGUGGCAAAGGACAAGUCUUCUUCAGGCAGGAAGAGGCCACGUGCUGCUGCUUCACCCACCAUGCGGAGAGGGAAGAGGAGCAGGAGAGCGAGACGGGAAUGCGGAGUCCUCCGUGACAGAGCAGGUGUUGCUGCUGGGCUCUGCCCUGAAGGCCCUGGGCUUCAGCGUGUCCCUGGACCUGUGGAGCCACACAGAGCUGGGCAGCGUGGGGCCCGUGCCCUGGCUCCACGCCCAGAUGGAGCUGCUGCGGACGAGGGGGGGUCGCGCCGUGCUGGUGCUGAGCCGCGGGGCUCUGGAGCAGGCAGAGGAGUGGAGCUGGCUGGGCAGAGGUGGAGUUGGAGGCGGCGACCGGGGACUACAUAGCGGAGGGGGGGUGCAUGAUGGUGGAGGAGGCCAACAUGAGGAUUGGGGCAGAUAUGGUGGAGGAGGAGGGAGGUUGGAGGAAGGGGGGGAAGUAGGGGGCGUAGAAAAUGAGGUGUUCAGCACUGCCCUCAGCUGCCUCUGGGAGGACCAUCGGAGAGGCUGUGCACACAGACGCUUCUCCCUGGUGCAGUUUGACUCGCACAGCCCCUUUCCAACCCCUCCUCACCCACAUGGGCCAGGGAGGUCCACCACAGCAGCCACAGCCACACUCCCGCCACUCUUCCAGGGACUGAGCCUCUACAGCCUGCCCAGAGACAGCCGGGCGUUCGUCCGAGGAGUCAUGGCGGAGAGGCAGGGUGGAGACGGUGUGCUGCAGAGGUGCUGGCAGUCCAGAUGGAUGUCCAGAGAACUGAGGAGGAGGCUGCAGACUACUGGUGUUUAUGCUGCCAAUGGCACUGGAGAACAUUUGUCCAGAGUGCUGGAGGAGAACUCUGUGGAGGAGAGUGUGCCUCUUCAGCCAUGA